GCAUGAACCACUCAAGUUACUAAUAAGUACCUUAGGUAGCUAUCAGUGUCACUCAUCAACCAUGGCCAGCGCACUACAACAGGCCACGCAGAAUCUGCUCGCCAGAGCGCAUUCCCCCGACAGCGUGAAUCGCAUAUACUCGGAAAAGAUCCAGCAUCGCUCGCUCAUCCUGCGACCAACCUCUCCUCCACCUUCCACAAUCAACGCGCGAGCCGCACGUCGAAAAGCUCGCCAAGAUAAAAAGGAGAAGCAGAAGCAGAGACCCAAGCCGCUAUCGUCUCGAGAGAAGCGAAGCCUGGGCCUUCAUGACAUACCUAAGGAUGGCCAAAAAUAUCACAUCUAUGAGCCUCUGAGUCAAAUGUGGCUUGGAUAUGCUCGAGAGCUACUUGGGAACGAUCUUUCGACUGGAGGGCCCAGUGCAGCAGCGAAACUAGCCAGCGCUGAGUUUCAUGGUGCUCCUAUUCAAGUUGUUCGAAGCCAUUGCCCCAGUCGAGUCGGCAUUCAAGGUGUUGUCGUCCGCGAUCGCAAGUUUGUCUUCGAGAUUAUAACCAAGAAAAGAGGGGUCAAGGUUGUUCCCAAGGAAGGCACUAUUUUUCGAAUCGAAAUACCGAUCGCCGAUGGAGCCUCUGAUGGCGAGAGCGGGCCAACCAAAAAGUUUGCUUGCGAAGUUCUCGGAGAUCAGAUGAUGUUAAGGGCGGCAGAUCGCGCAAACAAGAAGUUCAAAGCACAUUUUCUGUCGAAUAUUUGAGCACCUUCCAGUCUCGGGAUCAUAGUUAGGGACAAGGCUAUGCGGGGCGUUAUGGAUGACGUCGAUGCCUCCUAUUGCUCAUUGAGCAUUCAAAUCGAGACAAAUCAACAACGUGAUGGUAGAAGUAUCAUGAAGUGGGUACUUACGCACCCCGGUGGGCGUGGCCAGGUAGGCGUGGUGUUACCAACUACUCUUGUAUGCGAAAGACUAUGUGCCUAUCCCUUCACAUAGACUUUCGCGAAAACGCCUGUGUCUCGCUUUUCCGGCGUCAUGAUACCACGUUUAUGAGGGGACGAAGAGCGUCAAGGUUCAAGAUACACAAUGUUAGUAUUGACUGCAUUGUGAUGUUUCUAUAGGAGUUUCUCGCAAACCACAACAGCUGUGCUGGAACUUGCAGGGCUGCAUUUACUUCAUUGCCAAUCCAGAGGACCGAAGUUGUUCCGCGCGCAAUCAGAUCCCCCCGGAGAUGUUGUAAACUAGGCACUGCGAAAUGCGACACAUCUGUAAAUAGAGUCUAGUGAUCCACUCUACAACCUUUGAUAGAGCCAUGGCGUGGAAUCGUCGUCUCGGUAGACAGUCUUCGGAUGACAUAUCAGACGAGGCGGACUCAGAGAGUUCAGCCCAACACCACGCCUCAUGGGGCAACAAAGAAAUGAGCCCAUACCUGAGGCUGUCUAAGGUACCUAGGCAAGUGUCAUUGCAAGAUUCACGACAAAAAUGCAUCAGAAUAUAAUGACCAGGACCUCCGAAUCAUCUAUAGGUUUCAGUUGGCUCACAUUGAUCUUGCUAUAUUCUAAAUAUGCAGAAUAGAGUCAUACUACCUUGUUGUUGAUACGAUAUUCUUCUCUUUGGACCCCCAGUCCUUUGCACGUCCCAGGACGUCUCGAACAAAAUUGCACAGCGUAAU
Fusarium verticillioides 7600 is the source of this 1655-nucleotide messenger RNA. Its product is annotated as ribonuclease P protein subunit POP4. Gene Ontology annotation, cellular component: ribonuclease P complex; ribonuclease MRP complex. Gene Ontology annotation, molecular function: ribonuclease P RNA binding. The record is from RefSeq and is a predicted model, not a curated record. Lineage: Eukaryota; Fungi; Ascomycota; Sordariomycetes; Hypocreales; Nectriaceae. The transcript has 2 exons. The coding region runs from base 62 to 748 and encodes 228 amino acids. Gene Ontology annotation, biological process: rRNA processing; tRNA 5'-leader removal.